Antechinus flavipes (yellow-footed antechinus) is the source of this 2481-nucleotide messenger RNA. Its product is annotated as tubulin polyglutamylase complex subunit 2-like. Bases 68 to 949 code for a protein of 293 amino acids. The transcript is spliced from 7 exons. The record is from RefSeq and is a predicted model, not a curated record. NCBI's taxonomy places the organism in Eukaryota, Metazoa, Chordata, Mammalia, Dasyuromorphia, Dasyuridae. Gene Ontology annotation, biological process: protein polyglutamylation.
GCACCUUCCCCACACAGCUCCCCGGUGGGACGCGGAGCCAGGGGUUGGUGGAGGGUGGGUACAAGCCAUGGAGGAGAAGGUGCUGCCCUCUUUGGGCAACACCAAACCGCACCUGGAGAAACUGACCCUCGGGAUCACCCGUAUCUUGGAAGCAUCUCCAGGAGUGACAAAAGUGAGGAUCAUUGAAAAGGAGCCUGCUGAGCGCCAUAUGAUUGCUUCAUGGGAACUAAAAAAUGACUGUGUAAUGCCAGAGGAUUUGAAGAACUUUUACCUGAUGACAAAUGGUUUUCAUAUGGUGUGGAGUGUGAAACUUGAUGAUCAGCCUGUGCCUUUGGGCUGCCUGGUGAUUAACAGCAUCGCAAAUUUGACUCAACUCACUCAGUCGGCUGUAUACACACUUCCCAAUUCACCAACUCUAGAGGAUCUAGAUGAUGAGGAGGAUGAAGGUGAUGAAGAUCAGCCAGAGAAGCCCCACUUUGACUCUCGUAGUAUAAUAUUUGAGCUGGAUUCCUGCAGUGGGAAUGGCAAAGUAUGCCUUGUCUACAAAAAGACUUCACCAGUGGCCAAAGAGAGCAAGAUCUGGUUCCUGGACAGAGCUUUAUAUUGGCACUUUCUGACAGACAGCUUCACUGCCUACUACCGCCUGCUGAUCACUCACUUGGGCCUUCCCCAGUGGCAAUACACCUUCACCAGCUAUGGUAUCAGCCCACAGGCCAAGCAAUGGUUCAACAUGUAUAAACCCAUCACCUACAAUACCCAAGUGCUCACAGAAGAGACUGACUACUUUAUAAACAAGCUAGAUCCCAGCAAAGUGUUCAAGAAUAAGACCAAAACCUUGGCCCCCACCAAGAGAGGAGGGACACCGCAGCCUCCGGGCUCCCAGAAAGGAUCUUCAGGUUCCUCUUCCAACAAGUCUUCCUCUACCUCUGGAAACCCUGUCAGGAAGUGAGCAGCCCCAGCCAUAUGGGCUCUGCCCUCUGCACUGGGAGAGCUCCAAGACUCUUGCCUUUCUCUUCUCUACAGGGACUCAAAUCUGAGAGCCUGGACCCCUCCUGAGUACCCAGAAUUGUGCAACCUAGGUAGUGCUGGUGUUACAUUGUUCUCCCAGUCUUGCAAAGUGUCUGAUGAAACUCAGGGCACUGAUCAGAGAAGUCCCCCCAUGUUCCUUUUCUUCCAGCACUCAUUAAAAUCCAUCCUAAAUCACGCUGCAGUGUUAAUAAUGGUCUAUCAUCCUCCACGAUAGCAGAGACCAUACUCAUUUGCAUUCUACCAUCUCUGCUUUUUUCCCUGCAUGGAAGUGGACCUAGUACAGAGGAACAUCUAUUAAAUAACAUGUUACUUAACUGAAGUAUUGCUGGGUAAAAGCUUUGACAACUGCUGAAAAACCCUAGAAACUUUUCUUCUAGAAUUGCCAGAAUCAUUGGAAAACCAAAAAAAAACCCUCUGCAUUUAAUGCCCUGAUUAUUUUUCAUUAUCAAUGGAGCCAAACCAAGAAAGUGUAUUUUUCCCUAGCCUGGAGGUGUUUCUACCUCUAGUGUCUCAAAGGAUUUCAUUUUUCUGUGACUUACUGCUAAAUAUGAAAUGUUUACUUCCAGAAAAUUCUUUCAGAAUAAAAAUUAACCUUCCUGGCUAUUUUUAACGACUUGUCUCUGAUUGUUUGGGAGAACUCUCUGGAUUUUAACUUCUUUAUUGCACCGAGUUAAUAAUCCCUGGACCUGGAGCAGAUUUAUAUCAGGAUAAGGGAUGGCCAUCUGAAUUCAGAGAACAAUCCAUCAUAGGUGUUUUUGUGGCAGGAAGUAGGAUGGAUUCAUCUCCCAGAUAGUAAAAUAUAAUAAUAUAGUACUUAUGCUCUGUUAAAAGUUUUCAAAACAUAUAUUUUAUCUUAUUUGAUUGUUGCCAGUUAGGUGCUAUCCCCAUUUUACAGAUGAGGUAAACAAUCUGAAAGGUCAAACAACUAAUAAAUGUCUAAGGCAAUAUUUGAACUCUUCUUAUUGACCAUAAAUGUAGCUUUCUAUCUACUAAGCCAUCUCAUUUUACAUUUAGCCUAGAGAGGGGAUCAAAUGACAAGAGCCAGAAUUCUUUUUCUUUUAUUAAAAUUUAAUUCUUUAUUUUCUCCUAUAUCCUUUAUUUCUCCCCAAUUAUAUGUAAAAACAAUUUUAAUAUUCUCUUUUUCAAAUUUUGAGUUCCAGAUUCUCUCCCUCUCCCUCUCUGUUUGAUUUCUUGAAAUCAAGCAAUUUUAAUAUGGGUUAUACAGGCAAAAUACAUUUCCAUGCAUGUCAUUCUAUGAAAGAAAAUAUAGAAACUCCCCCCUCAAAAAAAAAAAAAAGUAUGUUCAGUCUCCCUUUAGGUUUUAACAGUUCUUUUCUCUGGAUAUGAACUGCGUCUUUCAUCAUGAGUCUUUCAGAAUUGUCUUGGAUCAUUAUAUUUCUGACAUUAGCUGUAUGUCAUUCACAAUUGUUUUAUCAUAAAAAAUUGCUGUUA